Molecule: messenger RNA, 483 nt
Organism: Trypanosoma brucei brucei TREU927
Lineage: Eukaryota; Euglenozoa; Kinetoplastea; Trypanosomatida; Trypanosomatidae
Gene: Tb927.4.830
Exons: 1
Coding region: 1-483 (160 amino acids)
Source: RefSeq, a predicted model, not a curated record
AUGGUUUGUUGCCACUUUUUCACUCGUACCUCGCACCUGCUUCUUUGUUUCGCAGCUGGUUGUCUUUUUUCGUCAAUAUUUGAUUACUUUCUACUCGUUCACUCACUUUUUUUUCUCCUUUACUUGACUGCUCUUCCUUUUUUUUUGUUGCACCUGGUCGCCAAUUAUUUCGUGAGCCAAGGUGACUCAUUCAUGGAAAAGGAGAACAAAAGCAUCUGUUGGCGCCCCAAGAAUGCCUUGAUUGAAUGUAUAGUCUCAACGAAAUGCUUUGAAGAGAAGCAAAGUGUGGAGGAUUGUGUAGCUGCUAGUGAAUGCUUCAUGGAACGGCGGAAUUGGACCUUAUGCAAGGUGAAUGCCGUAAACCCGCGGUACCGUUUACGCGGCAACCCAUACGAUGUUGCAACGGAGGAUCAAAAGAAAAUAGAGGCCCGAAAUGAACGCAUCAAGCGGAGGGAGUUGGAGGAGGAAGGCAUUGUGUCGUAA